This is a messenger RNA of Neospora caninum, 12552 nucleotides long. Its product is annotated as Proteophosphoglycan ppg4, related. The transcript has 14 exons. The record is from RefSeq and is a predicted model, not a curated record. The coding region runs from base 1 to 12552 and encodes 4183 amino acids. NCBI's taxonomy places the organism in Eukaryota, Apicomplexa, Conoidasida, Eucoccidiorida, Sarcocystidae.
AUGUUCUUCAUGUCUGCGUUCGGCGACGACGCUGAUCCGAGUGAAUCGGAUGAGGCGGGUAGCACGUCCGAAGAUCAGCCGACUCAAGAAGCCGCGGCCUCUGGGGAAGCGGCGGAGGGAUCUCUCUGGGGAUUUUUCGGGGGAAACAGCGCGAAGAGCGAUGCCGCGAACGCCCAGAAGGAAGAAGCCCACGCGCCUGCCGCGACGGCUGGCGGAUGGUUCAGCUGGGGAGGCGGAGGGGCGGAGGAGCCCGCCGCUAACGAGAGCAAAGAGGACAGUGCUUCCAGCGACGCCAAAGACUCCUCUGAGGCGGUGACCUCGGAGACAGCUCAAACCCGUGCCGCUGAACCCGAAACGUUGACUGUGGAUGCAAGUGACGGAGAGGGUGCAAAGAAGAAGAAGGAAAAGAAAGCAUCUGGGAAGAAGAAGAAAGAUAAAGCAGGCAAGGAUCUGGAGGAAGAGGCCGAGUUGCGGGCCAGGAAAUCGAGGGAGUUUGCGAAAGACCAGGAAGAAAAGGACGGACCCUCUGAAAAGGAAGCGUCUCCGGAGUCCGGUCCUUCUUCAACGGAAAGCCCAGGACAGGAGGAAGGCGUCGCGAGAGAGAACCAACAGGAAAAAGUGCAGGAUCCAACGCCUCCACCAGAAGAGGCGCAACAGGCGGAGGCGUCCAGUGGGGGAGGUUUCUGGAGUUUCUUUGGUCCCGCCCAAACCGAAGAGCCUCCGCCCUCGGAAGAACCGCCGAAGACUGAUGCCGCGACAGACGAAGGCCCAUCUCCGCCUGAAAACUCGGGCGGCUUCGGCUGGGGAUUCUUCAGCACACCCCGCGCUGACGACCCUCCGUUGCCUGCUUCCGAGCAGAGUGAAUCGCCGGGCGAAGCGUCCAGCGACUUGGGCCAUGCCGGUGCGAAGCUUCCAGACGCCAAGAACCCUUCGGACGCGCCUGAAGGACCGCCCUCCGCACCCGAGGAACGCGCAGGCUUCGGAUGGGAGUUCUUCUCCCCAGCGGCAGCGGAGGUUUCGUCUGACAGUGCUGGGACACCAGCGUCGUCGCCGCGGACGCCGCCUAACGAACCCGCGCCGGCGUCAGGGGGGUGGGGGUUCUUUGGAUUUGGAGGCGGCGAGGUGACUGAAGCGCCGAAGGACGAAGAAGCUCAGGAGGGCCAUGGACAGCAAGGGACUGGAGAAGGCGCCCCGCACAGUCAGGCCCUGAGAGCGGCGUCAGACGAUUCGAGCCACGAUCAGGACGAAGUUCCGGAAAAAAAAGAGUCUAAACAGAAGGACAAAGAACGGGACUCGCAAGCGGCAGAUGGGACGGAUCGGCAAGAAGCGAAGCCGUCCAUAGGCAACUCAGGUACUGACGGAGAAGAAUCCAAGACGGCGCAAGCGAGAGAGGAGGCAGGCGGAGGGGAAUCAAAGAAGGAUGCGCCUCCAGCAACCGAUACGGACGCGGAGACAAAGGAACGCGACACUGCUCAAGAGGAGAAGCCGAACACCCUCAGCUCGUCUGUGCCAAAGUCAAAACCGAAACCCCCGCGUAGCGCCAAGGCAAAACCGCCUCCCCUUCAGCUUCCCGGUGCACUCCAAACCUCUGAUCUGCCGGCUGGGCAAGGUUCUCCCCGGUCAGGAGGGCCCCACGAAAAAGAGCAGGCGUCGCCCACGUCUUCGCCUGCUGCGCCUGAGCGCACAGAAAAGGAUACGACCGCAAGCGAGCCUCCUCACCCCGCGAACGCUCUGCAAAACCUUGAGUCGCCACGCAGUAAGGACGCCUUGCCCAGUUCGUCGCGUUCAACCCAAGGCGUGCCCCAGGGCAAACCUGGGGAAUCUGGCGAUGACGAAUCCAGUCAGCUGGAAGGGACAGCGGGAGGAAGUGAUAAGCGGGAGGGCCUGAAGUUGGACGGCGAGGUUCAGGCAACGGAUUCCCAGGCGGAGAUAGACGGAAAGGCCGCACCCCCAGCCCUGAGCAAAACGGCCCUAAAAAAGAAGCCGCCGCCUCCCAAAGGUCCAUCUGCUCAUCCUCCCAGUGAGACACGCGCGCUCUCCACGCAGCCAGCCGAGCCUGCCAAAGCCAGCACUAAAGAAAAAGAAACCGCGCAGUCAGACAAACCAACCCAGGAGAAGUUGGCCACAAAGGGCGAGGAUGAGAAGGCACCGUCGACUCCGAAGGACCAGGACAAGAAGGCGGAGAAGCUCGACGAGGAGCCAGCGAAAGAGGAGAAGGUGGCGAAGGCUCAAGAAGAGACAGCGAAAGAGGAGAAGAGGGAGAGUUCGGACGAGGCGACAGGGGAGAAGAAGGAGGGGUCGGAAGAGGCGAAGGAGGAGAAGAAGGAGACCCUGCCGGGUGAGGCGGAGGGGAAGGCGGGAGGAGCGACGCUGGAGACAGUUGCUGCGAAGAAGAAGGCGCCGCCUCGGAAGAGCCUGCCAGGUCCGCCUGGGGGUAAGAAGGGAGUGCCGGGAGUGAAGCCAGACGAGGGUGGAGCAGGCGGCGCCUCAGGGGCCAAAGCGGGGGCGCCGUCAAAGGGCGAGGAUGAGAAGGCGCCAUUGACUCCGAAGGACGAGGACAAGAAGGCGGAGAAGCCUGAGGAGGAGACAGCGAAAGAGGAGAAGGCGGAGAAGGCUCAAGAAGAGACAGCGAAAGAGGAGAAGAGGGAGAGUUCGGACGAGGCGACAGGGGAGAAGAAGGAGGGGUCGGAAGAGGCGAAGGAGGAGAAGAAGGAGACCCUGCCGGGUGAGGCGGAGGGGAAGGCGGGAGGAGCGACGCUGGAGACAGUUGCUGCGAAGAAGAAGGCGCCGCCUCGGAAGAGCCUGCCAGGUCCGCCUGGGGGUAAGAAGGGAGUGCCGGGAGUGAAGCCAGACGAGGGUGGAGCAGGCGGCGCCUCAGGGGCCAAAGCGGGGGCGCCGUCAAAGGGCGAGGAUGAGAAGGCGCCAUUGACUCCGAAGGACGAGGACAAGAAGGCGGAGAAGCCUGAGGAGGAGACAGCGAAAGAGGAGAAGGCGGAGAAGGCUCAAGAAGAGACAGCGAAAGAGGAGAAGAGGGAGAGUUCGGACGAGGCGACAGGGGAGAAGAAGGAGGGGUCGGAAGAGGCGAAGGAGGAGAAGAAGGAGACCCUGCCGGGUGAGGUGGAGGGGAAGGCGGGAGGAGCGACGCUGGAGACAGUUGCUGCGAAGAAGAAGGCGCCGCCUCGGAAGAGCCUGCCAGGUCCGCCUGGGGGUAAGAAGGGAGUGCCGGGAGUGAAGCCAGACGAGGGUGGAGCAGGCGGCGCCUCAGGGGCCAAAGCGGGGGCGCCGUCAAAGGGCGAGGAUGAGAAGGCGCCAUUGACUCCGAAGGACGAGGACAAGAAGGCGGAGAAGCCUGAGGAGGAGACAGCGAAAGAGGAGAAGGCGGAGAAGGCUCAAGAAGAGACAGCGAAAGAGGAGAAGAGGGAGAGUUCGGACGAGGCGACAGGGGAGAAGAAGGAGGGGUCGGAAGAGGCGAAGGAGGAGAAGAAGGAGACCCUGCCGGGUGAGGCGGAGGGGAAGGCGGGAGGAGCGACGCUGGAGACAGUUGCUGCGAAGAAGAAGGCGCCGCCUCGGAAGAGCCUGCCAGGUCCGCCUGGGGGUAAGAAGGGAGUGCCGGGAGUGAAGCCAGACGAGGGUGGAGCAGGCGGCGCCUCAGGGGCCAAAGCGGGGGCGCCGUCAAAGGGCGAGGAUGAGAAGGCGCCAUUGACGCCGAUGGACGAGGACAAGAAGGCGGAGAAGCCUGAGGAGGAGACAGCGAAAGAGGAGAAGGCGGAGAAGGCUCAAGAAGAGACAGCGAAAGAGGAGAAGAGGGAGAGUUCGGACGAGGCGACAGGGGAGAAGAAGGAGGGGUCGGAAGAGGCGAAGGAGGAGAAGAAGGAGACCCUGCCGGGUGAGGCGGAGGGGAAGGCGGGAGGAGCGACGCUGGAGACAGUUGCUGCGAAGAAGAAGGCGCCGCCUCGGAAGAGCCUGCCAGGUCCGCCUGGGGGUAAGAAGGGAGUGCCGGGAGUGAAGCCAGACGAGGGUGGAGCAGGCGGCGCCUCAGGGGCCAAAGCGGGGGCGCCGUCAAAGGGCGAGGAUGAGAAGGCGCCAUUGACUCCGAAGGACGAGGACAAGAAGGCGGAGAAGCCUGAGGAGGAGACAGCGAAAGAGGAGAAGGUGGAGAAGGCUCAAGAAGAGACAGCGAAAGAGGAGAAGAGGGAGAGUUCGGACGAGGCGACAGGGGAGAAGAAGGAGGGGUUGGAAGAGGCGAAGGAGGAGAAGAAGGAGGGGCUGGAAGAGGCAAAAGAGGAGAAGAAGGAGAUCCUGCCGGGUGAGCCUCCAAUGAAGGCGGGUGUGCCUGGGACGACCGAGGCAGCCAUCCCGGAGGAGGCGAGAGAAGGUGAAGAUGGCAAGACAGAGACGCCGACAGCAGGGGGCGAGACGGAGGCGAAGGCAGGGGGUCCGACGCUGGCCCUGCCUGCACCGAAGGCGAAGCUGCAGCCACUGAAGGCCUUGCCGGGACAGGGCUUACCGAAGAAGGGCCCUCCUCCAAUGAAGGCGGGUGUGCCUGGGACGACCGAGGCAGCCAUCCCGGAGGAGGCGAGAGAAGGUGAAGAUGGCAAGACAGAGACGCCGACAGAAGGGGGCGAGACGGAGGCGAAGGCAGGGGGUCCGAAGCUGGCCCUGCCUGCACCGAAGGCGAAGCUGCAGCCACUGAAGGCCUUGCCGGGACAGGGCUUACCCAAGAAGGGCCCUCCUCCAAUGAAGGCGGGUGUGCCUGGGACGACCGAGGCAGCCAUCCCGGAGGAGGCGAGAGAAGGUGAAGAUGGCAAGACAGAGACGCCGACAGAAGGGGGCGAGACGGAGGCGAAGGCAGGGGGUCCGAAGCUGGCCCUGCCUGCACCGAAGGCGAAGCUGCAGCCACUGAAGGCCUUGCCGGGACAGGGCUUACCGAAGAAGGGCCCUCCUCCAAUGAAGGCGGGUGUGCCUGGGACGACCGAGGCAGCCAUCCCGGAGGAGGCGAGAGAAGGUGAAGAUGGCAAGACAGAGACGCCGACAGAAGGGGGCGAGACGGAGGCGAAGGCAGGGGGUCCGAAGCUGGCCCUGCCUGCACCGAAGGCGAAGCUGCAGCCACUGAAAGCCUUGCCGGGACAGGGCUUACCGAAGAAGGGCCCUCCUCCAAUGAAGGCGGGUGUGCCUGGGACGACCGAGGCAGCCAUCCCGGAGGAGGCGAGAGAAGGUGAAGAUGGCAAGACAGAGACGCCGACAGAAGGGGGCGAGACGGAGGCGAAGGCAGGGGGUCCGAAGCUGGCCCUGCCUGCACCGAAGGCGAAGCUGCAGCCACUGAAAGCCUUGCCGGGACAGGGCUUACCGAAGAAGGGCCCUCCUCCAAUGAAGGCGGGUGUGCCUGGGACGACCGAGGCAGCCAUCCCGGAGGAGGCGAGAGAAGGUGAAGAUGGCAAGACAGAGACGCCGACAGAAGGGGGCGAGACGGAGGCGAAGGCAGGGGGUCCGAAGCUGGCCCUGCCUGCACCGAAGGCGAAGCUGCAGCCACUGAAAGCCUUGCCGGGACAGGGCUUACCGAAGAAGGGCCCUCCUCCAAUGAAGGCGGGUGUGCCUGGGACGACCGAGGCAGCCAUCCCGGAGGAGGCGAGAGAAGGUGAAGAUGGCAAGACAGAGACGCCGACAGAAGGGGGCGAGACGGAGGCGAAGCCAGGGCGUCCGAAGCUGGCACAGCGUCCUCUGAAAGUGCACCUUGAAGCUCCAAAGGACGCGCCACGUCCCGUUUUAGCUAGGAAACGAGUCUUUGCGGUGAAGGCAGGUGGGCAGCCGGGGGCCGGUGUGGACAUGCCGCCGAGCCAAGUCUCGAAUCACACAGAGCGCGAGGACGACAGGACAGAGACGCCGACAGAAGGGGGCGAGACGGAGGCGAAGGCAGGAGGUCCGAAGCUGGCACAGCGUCCUCUGAAAGUGCACCUUGAGGCUCCAAAGGACGCGCCACGUCCCGUUUUAGCUAGGAAACGAGUCUUUGCGGUGAAGGCAGGUGGGCAGCCGGGGGCCGGUGUGGACAUGCCGCCGAGCCAAGUCUCGAAUCACACAGAGCGCGAGGACGACAGGACAGAGACGCCGACAGAAGGGGGCGAGACGGAGGCGAAGGCAGGGGGUCCGAAGCUGGCCCUGCCUGCACCGAAGGCGAAGCUGCAGCCACUGAAGGCCUUGCCGGGACAGGGCUUACCGAAGAAGGGCCCUCCUCCAAUGAAGGCGGGUGUGCCUGGGACGACCGAGGUAGAUACGCGUAGACUCGCUGUGGUCGCUGGCGCUGCUGUAGCUCGUAGCAGCGCUGGGAAGGAAUCACUGGGUUUGCCGCCUAGUGGCUCCGAUCGAACAGUCUCCGGAUCGCCCAAAGGCGCCCAACUGUCGAUGGCCGCAGUAAGGCCCCAGGCCACGGAGCAGGAAGGACAUGUCUCACGGGCGCUCGUGCCGUUGAGUUCUGCACGCGUAGGGGCUUUCGUGCGUCAAACGAAACUCGCCGUUGAGGAACAGGGGAGCCCAGCGCCGGCACCAGUUGCAUGUGGGCGGCUGUCUCCCUUAGCUGCAACAUCCGGAAGGCUGCAGCCGACGUCGAGUCGUGCUCCGCAAACGAAGGGAGCGACUCUUGUCGCGAACGCGUCUGUCAACGUCAUUGCGAACUUCCGAGAACAGGCAACCCUGUCUCUACAAACAGUCCAGGCUCCCCAGGAGUCACGUCCUCCGAGUCCAGCAGGCAGCCCGUCCCGGCUCUGGUCGCCGUCAUCGCAACACAUUUCAUCCGAACGGCCCAGACAAGUCCCAGCGACGCCCAGAGGUAGAGGUGCGAACCUGUUUUCCGACAGGCUCUUCGAAAGCCCGCAGACACCUGCAGAGUUGGGCACAGACCCUAGUGGCGAUGGCCAGGAAGUUCGGUCGUAUGAGGUCACACCAAGCCUGCUGCCAAAGUUCAGUAAAAUCGAUGGGGCUGAGUUGGUGGGACUCCCCACAUCCCACGGAGGCUUGUUGCCGGCCCGAGCUCGGCUCGCGGCCCUACAGCUUACUCCGCGUGCUGGCGAGCCAGGAGAGCCGUUGAAGGCCCACGCGGUCGAGGGUCGGGCUCCAUUCCAAGCCGGUGUUGACAAGCAAAGUGGGGCACAGUCGCCGAUGGGAAAGGGUCUGACGGAGACCAACCACCUCGCACUCGAGAGCGUCUACAUCCCAGGGUGUCCUGCGUCUCUCGCGGACGCGUUCAGUGCCGCGCUGUUCCCUCGACUGGACCUAAACUCGGUUCCCUCCGGAACGUGUCUAUACGAUUUGGGUCCCCGAGCAGUGUUGGCGUGCACGGGGCCGGUCUAUUCGCUGGACGAUAUUGUUUUGCCCGAUUCUCAAAGGCAGGUCGAGGAUGUGGAGGCGCAGCUUCAAAUCGCAUCGCGCGUCCACGGCGCAUUCGGAGUCUACGACGCGCCUGAUGGAGUCUACCCGUGGGGGGAUUCUGGGUCGAGCACAUCUGGGCAUAAUAGCACGAGCGUCACGAAGCUGCCAAAGGUGCUCUUUGGAACUGCCGUCACCGUGUGGAACGAAAUGCUGGUCUACCAGCAGCCGCAGCUCGUUCUCCUCGUAGGGACUGACAUCAAAGCGUGGGACACUGCCGUUCCUAGGCUCAUUCUGGACCUUGUCUCCCUCGGCAAUCUCUCUCUCGGCCUUGACAACGCCAUCGCGCAGUACGUGCACAAUGCUUGCCGGCUGCUCCGGCUAGUCGGGUCAGUGAGGUCUGCGGAGGACGGCACCUUUUCCGGGGAAGCGAAACUGCCGAGCACCUCCCUGCAUCGGUGGGACGUCCAUUUCACACCUGAAGGGCAUUUCGCAGGUGUCCACAUCUCCGGCUGGCUGCUUGAUCUGCCGGGGCUCUGUGGAAGCGGUCACGGCUUUCGCGAGGACAUUCUUCUCAGAUUCACUGUCGGCGUUCUCGACAAGGAAGAUUUCUUCCUAGGGCCCAAUUUCCCCUCUGGCUGUCUCCGAGCUCUGUUGGGCGAAGACACAGCCUCCUUGUCCCUAACUGAAGACGAAAGGGAACGUCUCGCCACGGACUGCGCAGAUCUCCUGGUGCAGGUGCUCAUGCUUGACGAGUCUCAGGGCGUUUGUCUCAUCAAGAUCUUCUUGGCGGUCAGUAUCCUGGCGAGAGAGAACUCGUGCGUAUCGUCCGAGUCCAUCUCUGCGGUUGCACAUCUCCUUGGAAUCUCGGCUUCCGACCUGGGUGCUCAUCUUCGCACCGCGGUGGAAGGUCCCCACGUGGAAGCAGCGAAUCUGGGCUCGGUGAUCGCGAGGACAUUGUACCGGCAAGUUUUUCAGUUUAUCGUUGCACGGAUCAACGCGGUUUUGCAGAACCUAUUUCGGCUGGGAAAUCAGACCUUUGAUACGUAUGUUAGAAACCCGUUCUCCGUGUCUAUCCUCGACCCCCCCACUGAACUGGACGCUCUGCCGACUGUAUCGGUUGGCAAGCUCGGAUGCUACGCAGCUCAGGCAGUAGGAUUCAGCUUCGCGUUCCGCGGCCUGCGCCGCCUGCAAAAGCUGCUUCACCUCGGAGAAUUUUCACUUCCCAGCUACCUGGACGAGAUCGGGAAUUUUACGCCGACGGACGCUUUCUCGGAGUCCUUCCUCCUCCCAGACUCGGGGCUUCUACCUUUCCUCGUAACUGGACCAAAAUCAGAACAAGACAUUUUGAGAUGGCUUGAGGACCACACGGGUUCUCCCCGGAACGAAGACCUGAACUUUUUCUCGCGAACCUUCAAGCUGGCUUCUGAGUCCCACCUCGAAGUCGCGCUUCCCCGCGAGAAAGUCCAACUGGACGUGUCAGAAGCCGCCUCUUUCUCCCAACCAUUGGAUCCUCUCGUCGUGAGCGUUUGUAACUUCAUUAUACACCAGUCAGAGCCGACCCGCCGUCUACGGUUGCCGGGUAUUACGCGUAGCUCGGGGCUUCAACGCAGUGAAGGUCACCUACUCUACGCGUCGCUGCAAGAAGCGUGGAAUCCUUUGCUGGAGUCACGGCCUGUUGUGCUCCAGCGUGGAGCGACUGACGGAUGGUCGGCACUUUCUCACAGCCUGGAGGCGAUAAAACAGUGGGAACAACACGGGUUCCCCCUUUUCGUCGUGAUUGCAGAACUGCCAAAGUACUGUCCGAACCUGUUCCCCCCAGACUGUGUACACAACUUGGACCGUCUGAUGCUCUACUUGUCCUCGUAUAUCAACACCGAAGGCGUCCUUCUCGGCAACUCUCUGCUCGCGCUGCGCAGUCAGGAAUACGAGCGUCUCCAGCAACUGCAGGAGGAGGCGGCCGAAGUCGUCGCCAGGCGUCGCGCCUGGCUGGCCGACGUUAUGGAACUGGACUCGGAGAUCAGAGAUAUCGUGAAUGGCCAGGAGGACUCGCAGCACGGGUCGCCUUCCACAAAUAGGUUUGGGCCAUCCUCGUCUGAGUUGGGGGCCUCUUGCUUCCCGUUAUCGCAAUGGGCCGCGCUUCAGGAAGCCGCGAAGGAGAGUAUGGAUAUUCUCGAGCUAGACGACGACUCUGUGUCGAUGCGUGGGCUCUCGACCCCGGGGAGUCCGCGAUACGAGGACAGAUCUCCAGCGAUGUCGGCUCGAGUCGAGCAGGGGAUUUGUCGGUCGCGUCCCGGAUCUCUUGGCAGCGAGCACUGUGAACGAGGCGCGGGAAAGGCUGCGACGCGUGCCCCGUCAGCAGCGCUCCCUCACACCUCCCUCAAGGUGCUUUCCCAGGUCAGGAGAGCCCAUCAGGCAGAGUCCCGUGCGGUCGGCGGGCGUCCCGCGCCGGCGAGCUCGCCCCAGUCGCCAGCCACGCCUUUCGUCGUGGACAGGAGCCCAAGCACAGCUCGUUCCGGUCCGAUCGGAGACCCUCUGUGCCUCCUGCGUGGACCGACCAGCCUUCCCGCAGCCUCUGCAGGGCACUCGCCGACGCCAAAGUCCGCAGUGGUUUCCAGGGUGAACUCUCCGCAAGCUGGUGGAGUUCCCCAACAGGUUAAGGCGUCCCCGCGUGGCUACGGCGAGGCAAGUGCAGAGAGGGGUGCGCGAAACGGUGUCCAAAAUGAAGCGUUGAGUGUCUUGGUGCAGGGGAGUCGCGGUUCUGGUGCACAGCUCCUCCCGAGGUCACCUGCCUCGGAGGCCAAGCGGCCACCUUCGGCUCUGUCCGUCGUCCGGGAACGGCCCGAGCCUGCCGGCAGACCCCUAAAGGUGCCAGAGGAGCCGGCUGUUCACAAUGUGCAUCUGAACGAAAGCAAGAGGUUGGCGGCCGAGAGGGAAAGGCUCGUCCGCGAGAACGAGCGGCUUCAGUUGGAGAACCAACGGCUGCAAACGGAGAACUUACGACUGGAGAAUGAGCGCCUCCACGAGGAAAACGCCAAGCUCAGUCGGCAGCAGGGUCGACUCAAAACACGCCUGGUAGUGGGGGACGGAGGCGCCACGAUCGGCUCUGCCGCCAGCUCGAGACAGGCACUGCGGGUCGCCCCAACACCCGGCGGUUCUCCAGCUCUUGACAGCAAAUCGCUCAUCUCUCAUGCCAGCGAUGCUGGCGAGAACCCCAAAGCCACUGCAUGCGUGGUGCAUCUAUCGAAGCAGCCCGCCUAUAGUCCUCACAAGAUAGUGGAGCCGCAAGACGAUUCGAAGGCUCCUCAGAGUGGGAAGCCUGAGGACGCGACGGCAGAAAGCACUCCUGCUGAGGAGUCGUCGGGUACCCCUGCGGAGGAACCAGUGACUCCAACUCCGAAGGCUCCUCAGAGUGGGUUGCCUGACGACGCGACGGCAGAAAGCACUCCUGCUGAGGAGUCGUCGGGUACCCCUGCGGAGCGACUGGGGCCAAAUCCAGAGGCUCCAUUGAGUGAGGAACCGGAUGGCGCCACGACGCAAAGCACACCUUCCAGGCACUCGUUAGCUAGUCCUCUGGAAUCAGCUGCCCCGAAUCAGGCCCAGGCUCCCAAGACUCUCCCUGUGUCUCCAAAGAAAGCGGCAAUGCCCGUCCUCUCAGAGAGUCCCACGGCAAAGGGUCCGCCCGCUCCGAGCACUCUGCCGUUGGCGAAACGCAUGACGCCACCAGCAAAAGCCGAAUCAGUAGUUGUGAGACAUUCUCUGUCACCGCCUCCAGAAACGCAGCAGGUCGAUCUGGAGGAGCAAGUUGACGAACCACUCUCAGCGAACGAUUCGUUUGAGCAUGCGUCCUCGCCGGCAGCUGGUGCGGCGUCAUUUCCUCACCAGGGAGGGAGCGUCAAAGCGGCGGAUCCUGCUGCCGACCUUUACACCCUUCAAGAUGAAGUCGACGACGAGAGAGAAACUGUUUCGUUUGAAGAUGACACGGAUUUGCUCGGCAAGGGGAUGCGUGCCGUGUGGGUGCAGGCGGCUUUCUCAGGCGUGUGGAAGGGCGUGGUGUACUGGCCGAAACACUUAGAGAAGUUGGCGGAGGCAUCCGAAGACAAAGGGGCAACGCGGUUGAACCGAGCCGGAAAGAAGUGCGUCGAACUCACCGCUGCUGCCUUCUUCGAUUCUUUCGUCGAUACUGCGAAGGUCACGGCUGAGCGGGAUCGUCAACUCGUUGUCUCGGCGGGUCCCGUCGGGGACUUCCCGCAACCAAGGGGGACGGUACGCAUAACGCGGGGGCGAAUUCGAGGCAGAGAGGCCGGGCACGUGCGGGAUUUGGUUCCCGCGGACGGUCCAGAGCGUCGUGGUUCUGCCUCGUCACCCACGGGAUACUCCCGAGUCGAACGGCGGGACCGCGGCUCGGAGUGCCAGGGAGACCGGCUUCCGCUGCAGCUGCUGCAAGACGAGCUUUUGUUUGACUGCUCGAGUCAAGUCGGAACGGGGGCAGAUUUCUUGGCUUCGAAUGCAUCUGACCUGGAGGGGACGUGGAACGGGAAAGUUGUUUGGAAACCACCUGCAACGGAGUACGGCAAUGCUGCCAAGGAACUCUCAACCAUCAUUCUCGUGGACCUAACGCAGCCGGACGGGGGUGUCCACGACCCUCGAGGGCCAUUAAAGGUUUUCCGCUCAGACCAUGACGGCGCCCCAAGGCCUAUAGCGGUUCCACAAAGGUGCGAGUCCAUUGCGGAGAAACUGAAAACCAUUUUCGACACUAUGGAUGUCUCAGUUGCUGUGGCGUCUGGCUUCGUCGCCAUCGUGUUUCUCAAUCACGAGACGGCGCCCUCUGUGUGCUCUGCAGGUGUCCCCAUCGGCGCUGGGAACGUGUACUUCAUUCCGCCGAACCAAUCUGGAAUGCUGGCGAUCACGACACACUCACACCACCGAGACACCGGGCUGUGCAUUCAGGAGCCUGACGAUCAGAUCACUACCUUUGCUGACUAUGGAGAGCGCCGGCGAAAAGUAUGUGGAUCUUCAACAACUUGUUUCGUUGCGCAAAAAACGCAGAGCCUGUCGAGUGGUCUUCCACUAGGAAGCAGCGGACCGGGGCUGCAUGCGCAGGGUCUGAGUCUCAUGAGCAUCAAGGUCGUCGAGCGCGUUUUGCCCGAAAGUCACCCCCUUGUGUCUUGCAAGCAACAACCAGAACUGUGUUAA